AGCUCUGGAAGUACAGUUGCUGUCGGUGGCUUUGAGCACUGAGUUGGCGGGAUUGUUGCAAGAAAGGAGUGUGUCCAAUGUUGCUAUUAAAAUAGGCACAUCGCGGCUACAGCGGGUGACGCACACUCGCUACGGAUUUCAAGCGCUUCUCGUUUUACCGAUUGAUUUCUCAUUCCCGAAGGCUGUUCCUUCUCGUUGUCCUCCAUUAUUCGGGCUGCGGUUUUGAAACCCGGGAUUGGAGCAGGCCAUUUUGAUAUUCGUAGGACCAGAGCUCUGCAGAGUUGUCAAAUCAGAGCUUAGGGAGUACGAAAGGCAGGAGCCAUGAAUGCCCCGGAUCGAUAUGAGCGUUUUGUGGUGCCCGAGGGCAUGAAAAAAGUAGCUUAUGAGAGAGACAUGAAGAUCAUGAACGCCGCAACUUUCACAAUCCAGCGAGAGGAUCACACCAUCGGGAACGUUAUUCGCAUGCAACUGCACCGAGAUCCGAGUGUUCUCUUUGCUGGAUACAGACUCCCUCACCCCUUGCAGUACAAGUUGGUCAUCAAGAUACAAACGACAAGCCAAUCUUCCCCCAUGCAAGCAUACAACUUAGCUGUGACAGAUCUUGACAAGGAGCUUGAUCAUCUGAAACAAGUUUUCCAGGAGGAGAUAGCUCAGAAGCAGUCGGAGUAUUACUAGUGAGUGGAGCAUCGAAAUUUCCAAUCUCACAAGUGCGCAUGAACACGGACCUUAUCGGAGAAAUGAGCAUUAUUCAUAAUUUUCACGUAGAAUAUCAACACAUAUGUACAGUUUUGUAGGCGUAAUAAAGGACAUGAUGAAAGUAUACGUACCUGAAGUCUUUUG
Molecule: messenger RNA, 840 nt
Organism: Marchantia polymorpha subsp. ruderalis
Lineage: Eukaryota; Viridiplantae; Streptophyta; Marchantiopsida; Marchantiales; Marchantiaceae
Source: the annotation of a GenBank genome assembly